GAUUCCUGUCACUUCUUAGAAUCCCUCCGUGGUGGCCAUGGCUCUGCCACCCUUCUUCACCCCAGGUCGCCAGGGCCCGCCGCUCCAGCAGCCGCCGGCUCCCGCUCCCUUCGGCUGUCCGCCACCGCCGCUACCCUCUCCGGCUUUCCCACCGCCUCUUCCCCAGCGGCCCGGCCCCUUUCCGGGGGCCUCCGCCCCCUUCCUCCAGCCCCCGCUGUCUCUGCAGCCCCGGGCCCCCGGAGAAGCCUCCCGCGGGGGCGGGGGCGGCGGCGGCGGCUCCUUCUACCAGGUGCCGCCACCGCCGCUGCCUCCCCCGCUGCCCCAGUGCCGGCCCUUCCUAGGGAACGACGCCGGUGAGCGCCCGCAGCCGCCGCCUCCAGGCCCGGGGCCGCCCUGGAGCCCGCGCUGGCCUGAAGCACCGCCGCCGUCCGACGUGCUCGGGGACGCGGCCCUGCAGCGCCUGCGCGACCGGCAGUGGCUAGAGGCGGUGUUCGGAACCCCGCGGCGGGCUGGCUGCCCGGUGUCCCCGCGCGCGCCCGCCGGCCCCAGCCUGGGCGAGGUGCGGGCCCGGUUGCGCGGGUCCCUGCGCCUGGUGCGGCGGCUGCGCGACCUGGGCCAUGCGCUGCGCGAGGCCGAGGCUGACGGCGUGGCCUGGGCACAGCUGCAUGCGGAGGCACAGCCGCUGCGCGCCGAGCUGGCCGAGCGACUUCAGCUCCUGACCCAGGCAGCCUAUGUGGGCGAGUCGCGGCGCAGGCUGGAGAGGGUCCGGCGCCGCCGGCUGCGGCUUCGCGAGAGGGCCCGGGAACGCGAGGCCGAGCUGGAGGCGGAGGCCACGCGGGCAGCGGAGCGCGAGCAGGAGAUUGACCGCUGGAGGGUCAAGUGCGUGCAGGAGGUGGAGGAGAAGAAGCGGGAGCAGGAACUUAAAGCUGCUGCUGAUGGUGUCCUAUCUGAAGUGAGGAAAAAACAAGCAGACACCAAAAGAAUGGUGGACAUUCUUCGGGCCUUGGAGAAAUUGAGGAAACUCAGGAAAGAGGCUGCAGCAAGGAAAGGGGUCUGUCCUCCAGCCUCAGCAGAUGAGACCUUUGAGCAUCACCUUCAGCGACUGAGAAAACUCAUUAAAAAACGCUCUGAAUUAUAUGAAGCUGAAGAGAGAGCCCUCAGAGUUAUGUUGGAAGGAGAACAAGAGGAAGAGAGAAGAAGAGAGUUAGAGAAGAAACAGAGGAAAGAAAAAGAGAAAUUUUUACUACAGAAGCGUGAAAUUGAGUCCAAGUUAUUUGGGGAUCCAGAUGAGUUCCCACUUGCUCACCUCUUGCAGCCUUUCCGGCAGUAUUACCUCCAGGCUGAGCACUCCCUGCCAGCGCUCAUCCAGAUAAGGCAUGAUUGGGAUCAGUACCUGGUGCCAUCUGAUCAUCCCAAAGGCAACUCCGUUCCCCAAGGAUGGGUUCUUCCCCCGCUCCCCAGCAACGACAUCUGGGCAACCGCCAUUAAGCUGCAUUAGUAAAGAUGCUCCAGGAGUGUCAUCCAGCCAAGGCUCUUUCCAGCUCUAAGUAUUAGUGACGCUACCAUCUUCUUGUACUGUAGUCUAAAUCACAACCUCUAAACUCCAUGUGGCAUUGCCCUACCCAGAAGUUACAUUUUCCUUCUGUCCUCUGUCCUGGCCAAGGUGCCUCUUGAAUCAGGAGAUUAAUAUGGUUCCUCAGGAAAGGACCUAGGUGAACUGAGGUUUUUACGACAGGCAGUGGCCUUGGUUCAUGAAAUUCGCCUCUGUUUUGAGGGGCUUGGUCCAGAUUGAUUUAUAAGUUUACUCUUAUCUUUCUUGUGUGCUGAUGGAUAAGUAUACGCUAUACACUCAUACCCUCGACACAGGUGUGCACUGGGUAGAUUUAGCAGUCCCUCCCCCAGUACUCCUUGUUAAGGCAAGCUUGAUGCAAAACCUCCUUACCUUUCUUACCCAGAGAGCCUCCUAACUUCCAGGAAGAAAGGUUAGAAAUGCUUUAUCUUCAGUUUUGUGAAUCCCACUUUUGGUGCAGCUAGAGAGGCUGGGCUGCCAGAAAAGCUGGUGGCCUUGUCUGGUAGUCAAGUGGAGAACUUGGAAAGCCUGAAGAGUACCUGUACCCAAACUGGAUUGUGUUUUAAUGGAUGAUGGCUGCAUUUUCCCCAUAUUAGAAGGAUCCUAAUGAAAGCACCUACUUUUUAAGUUCCUAGAGGUCUGGUUGUUGAGAACCUGCAAGGAUAAAAAUUAAUUUCCUUAUGGGAGUGGAACCUUGAUUAACCUCACUCAGUCACAUUGUGGGAGCUGGUAUAGUGGAAAUUGUGGAAUUUUCUUAGGAACUCAAGCUUCCAAAAAUAUACAUGUAGUUUAAGCUGGGGGAAAAGCAGAUAAAAAUAAUAAAAUUUAUUUUUUUAUACUCAUUAAUAAAUGCUGUUGUGCCUGGAGAUGAUCAGUCAUAUAACAUGUCAGGUUUUUUGUUUUAUUUUGUUUUCCUUUUUGUCAUUUAUUGUGUUAUUUAUAUUUCCAAAAAGCUAAAUAAAUAUCAUUUUUAGUUUGAGCCUUUGCCCCCAGUUUAUUGCCUCCCAAAUCACUACACACUCUUUCACAUUGACAAAAGACAUUUACUGCAAAGUUCAAAUUUAUUAACUAGGCAUUUGCUACUGGAAGGUGAAUCUCAAGCACCAAACUUUUUAUGCGGUAUCCAAUUCUGGAUAAGCAGGAAAGGACAUCUCAACUUUGGAAGUGAUUUCAUGUACUUAGAAGCUCUUGGGUACAAGAUGCUAACACAUUUGUCCCUUUUUUGUUGUUUCAUUUGCACUGUUAAGUUUAUAUAUUAUGCAUUACAGAGUUAACGGUAUGAGGGCCAGCACUCCUCUAAUGUGUUUCUAAGCUCAUAAACCUCAGAAUCUGAUGUGAUUAGCCUCACAUAACCCCGUAGGCCUGUGUGCCCUUUUGUUAUAAAUCUCCACCAUUUUCUGAUGAGAUGCAGGAAGAGUAGAAAUAAAAGAUGAAUUGUACAAUGUAUGUUUGGUGUCCAGACAGCCUUGCCACUAAGAUACCUGCAUUGAUGGGGUUAGGGAGUGUGGAGCAGGGACUCAGGAAAACUCAGGCAGCAGAACCCAAAGAAAAGAAAGCAUUUAACCUCAGGUGGAAAAAACCAUUCCCUCUUCCCUCUCAUUCAGCUUCUGCAAAGUUUUAAUA
This is a messenger RNA of Mesoplodon densirostris (Blainville's beaked whale), 3193 nucleotides long. It is a transcript of the gene PDCD7, whose product is annotated as programmed cell death 7. The record is from RefSeq and is a predicted model, not a curated record. Bases 38 to 1498 code for a protein of 486 amino acids. The transcript has 5 exons. NCBI's taxonomy places the organism in Eukaryota, Metazoa, Chordata, Mammalia, Artiodactyla, Ziphiidae.